Molecule: messenger RNA, 3882 nt
Organism: Cylindrotheca closterium
Lineage: Eukaryota; Bacillariophyta; Bacillariophyceae; Bacillariales; Bacillariaceae
Source: the annotation of a GenBank genome assembly
AUGCACCAACAAGCCUACAUUGGAAAGGGUCAGUCCAUUCUGUCUAGUGGACAAAUGGAACACUUCAAGAUCGUCGUGGACGACAAGUCUACCAAAGUUGGUGGUCAACAACGCUUGACAACACCAGAUGGCUUUGUCUUACCACUUGACAUCAGGAAUGGCCUUCCAUACCUACAAAUGCGACCACCAACAGAUCGAGAACUGAGUAAUCCUGACAUUCCACAUGUCGUACUCACCUCUGACACUGAUUGGGAUCCAAGUGUACUGGAUCAUUCGAUCGAGGAUACGGAAGAAUGGGCAAAGUCCGUCCCUGACUACGACUCUGAGGAUGAAGAACGUCCGUUUGAUCUUGUAGGAGUCCUUAAGAAUAAUAAGGCUGUUACUUCUUUCAAGGAAUCUAAACUAGAUGAAACUAUUGAUUAUUUUGAGAAUUUCAAUUGUGUUCUUCCGACUGAUGGACUGUACGAGCAGCACCAUCGAGCAUGUGAAGACCUUACAUGGUUUGAAUGCAACAUGGCUGAUCUAUUUGGCUUUGGUGCAGCACCAGAAGAUUCACCCAUCCCUGAGUGUUUCGAGGUCUAUGAGGCUCGUAAGCGUCCUUCAGUGCUGUUUGACCCAGGACAACCAGUCAACUACGAUAUCGAAUCAGCUCCUUUGGAAGCCAAUUCUUUCAAGGACCUCAUACUCGAUUCGGACAAGCCGACCCUGAGGCGCAGCCCACGCCAUAAGGCUAGGAAGACACCUCAUGGGGAGUCAGGUCGUCCUCCACCGCCAAGAGUACAUUUCGAUGAUACUCUGACUGACGCACCACCGGUCUACGCCACGGCAGGCCCUAAGACUAAGAAGCGUCAACGCGAUUGGGAAAAGCUACGGCAAUACUUUGCGUGGCUGCCUAAACUAGUGAUUCAGAAAACUUUUGACUGUACUACUCAGUUUGCUAGAAUUCCAAUGAGUGCUCACUUGCAGCGACACUUUCGUUCGCCUUUUCCAGCACUCAAUGUUCAACGUCGUGACGAACCCGUCGCUACUGAUACCGUAUUUGCGGAUACGCCUGACAUUGAACAUGGUCACGUCGCCGCACAAUUCUUCGUUGGUACGCGAUCACUUGUGAGCGACCUCUAUGGUGUCUCCACCGAUGGACAAUUUCUGCAGACACUGCAAGAUAACGUCCGCAAGCGAGGUGCUCCUACCAAACUUGUGAGUGAUCGUGCACGAGCCCAAACGUCAAAGGCUGUACAAGACUACUUACGAUGGUUGUUCAUCGAUGAUUGGCAGAGUGAGCCACACCGACAGAACCAAAACCCAGCCGAACGACGCUACCAAGAUAUCAAACGACUCGCUAAUAGAGUAAUCGAUAGAACAGGUGCCCCACCUAGUCUAUGGCUUUUAGCCUUCCGUUAUGCCUCGUUUGUAUACAACCACAGCGCCGUCGAGAGCCUUGGAUGGCUUACACCCCUUCAGGUCCUCACCGGGACCACCCCUGAUAUAAGUGUAUUGCUACGUUUUCAAUUUUAUGAGAAGGUAUACUUUAAACUUCAGGAGCCUAGUUUUCCAUCCGACUCUCCGGAGGCCAUAGGAUACAUGGUUGGCAUUGCAGAGCAUGUUGGCCACGCAAUGACCUACAAAGUUCUCGACCCAAAGACCAAUACUGUUCUUUAUUGGUCUGAGCUACGUAGUGCCCAAUCACCUACGGACCCCAACAAGAGCCUUGAAGCAUCUGAUGGGGAGGAACCGACACCCCCUACUAUCAUUAAAUCUUAUUCUGAUAAAGUUCCUGAUGAUAACUUGUCUUUAAUCUAUGAUAGAGAUGAGAAGCUGCGUUCAGAUGACGCCAAGGCCUUGGUCCACAACCGUGAUCUUAUCGAAAAGACAACCAGCCAAUCUGAGCACAUCCAAUUCCGUGUAAGUGUCAAUGACGAUGAGUACGAAGACGUCAUGGCCUACAACGAGAUCCUGGAGAGACUCGAGGCUGACCAGGAGAACCCAACUGUCUGGAAAUUCAAACGGAUUGCCGGACAUCAGGGACCACUUCACCCAAGUCAUCCAUCGUACAUGGGAUCCAAGUACAAUGUGACUAUGGAGUGGGAGAAUGGGGAGAUCACUCCUGAGCCACUGAGUGUCAUAGCCAAAGAUGACCCAGUCGCCUGUGCUAUCUAUGCUAGAGAUAAUAACUUAUUAGACCAUGAUGGUUGGAAACGUUUUAGAUCUAUAGCUAAUAGGCAAAAGAAGCUCCUGAGAAUCGUAAAUCAGGCCAAGCUUCGAUCGUUCCGUACUGCACCCAGGUACAUGUAUGGAUUCGAAAUCCCGAAGGACUACAAGGAUGCUCUUCGUCUGGAUCGGAUCCAUGGCAAUACUAAGUGGCACAACUGUACGAAGUUGGAAAUGGACCAACUUGCCGAAUAUAAAGUGUUUGUAGAUAUUGGCAAGGGAACUCCAAUUCCAAAGGGAUUCCAAAAGAUCCGAGUUCACCUUGUGUACGCCUGCAAACAUGACGGCAGACACAAAGCCCGACUUGUGGCAGAUGGCCACCUGACUUCGGUACCCGUCGAUAGUGUAUACUCCGGCGUGGUUUCCAUUAGAGGCCUGAAGCUAAUGAUCUUCCUUGCCGAACUAAACGACCUGGACCUAUGGGCUACAGAUAUUGGUAAUGCCUACCUAGAAGCUUAUACUAGUGAGAGAGUAGCUAUUGUAGCAGGACCAGAGUUUGGGGAGCUAGAAGGACACACACUUCUUGUCUCUAGAGCUCUCUACGGACUUCGCUUGAGCGGAAAAAUGUGGCAUCAGAGAUUUUCGGCAUGUCUAGAGGAAGAAGGAUUCUUCCCUUGCAAGGCCGAGCCAGAUAUCUGGAUGCGUCCCACCCCUGAUGGGAAGUCGUAUGAGUUCUGGACCACUGGAAUUCCAUCUAGGAUGCGAUUUUUUCGAGACAAACAAGGCGUGCUUUGCAUGUGCCCUCGAAGAUACAUCGAUCGAAUGGUAGAUACGUACCAACGAAUGUUUGGCCAAAAGCCAAGGACCAAUGUGACGUCGCCCCUUGAAAAGGGAGACCACCCCGAAUGUGACACAUCCGAACUUCUGGAUGAGGAAGGUGUCACUCGGUACCAGUCAUUGGUCGGUCAACUUCAAUGGGCUAUCUCUCUUGGACGCCUGGACAUAGCGACCGCAGUUAUGACCAUGUCGAGCUUUCGCUCCGCGCCAAGACAAGGCCACCUUGAUCGAGCCAAGCGAAUCUGUGGCUACCUUCUGAAGAUGAAAAACGCAGCCAUUAGAUUCCGAACCGGGCUACCAGACUACACUGACGUAACUGAGCCAGUCUAUGACUGGGCAGACUCAGUAUAUGGCUGUCCUACCGAACAGAUCCCUACUGAAGCACCAACACCGUUGGGCAAAUCAGUAAUCCUGACUCACUACGUGGACGCCAACCUAUUCCACUGCAUGUUGACUGGUAGAUCCGUAACAGGUAUUCUACAUAUGAUUAAUGGAACACCUAUUGAUGCCUUUUCAAAGAAGCAAGCUACCGUGGAGACUGCCACAUACGGCUCCGAAUUUGUCGCAGCCCGUACCUGUGUGGAACAAAUCAUGGACCUACGAUUCACACUGAGAUACCUCGGUGUUCCUAUUCAGGGACGUAGCUACAUGUUUGGAGAUAAUGAGUCUGUUGUUAACAGCUCAUCUCGACCAGAUGCAAAAUUGCACAAACGACAUGUCGUGUUGUCGUUUCAUUGUGUUAGAGAGGCUGUAGCAUCCAACAUGCUUUCUUUUCUACACAUCAAUGGUGUCAAAAACCCGGCUGAUAUCCUAAGCAAGCAUUGGGGAUAUCAACAGAUAUGGCCGCAGCUACGUACACUACUCUUUUGGGUAGGUGACACAGCUGGCGAGGACUAG